CUAUUGGCUGGGUCAACGGAGGGUGACGUCAUUGGGACGUACUAAGACUAGGGUUGGGCCGAGAACCGGAGCCAUUACUGCAGGAAAAGGUCCCGCAGAGCCGAGCAGUCAAGAUGUGUGACUUUACCGAGGACCAGACCGCAGAGUUCAAGGAGGCCUUCCAGCUGUUUGACCGAACAGGGGAUGGCAAGAUCCUGUACAGCCAGUGUGGGGACGUGAUGAGGGCCCUGGGCCAGAACCCCACCAACGCCGAGGUGCUCAAGGUCCUGGGGAACCCCAAGAGUGAUGAGAUGAACGUGAAGGUGCUGGACUUCGAGCACUUCCUGCCCAUGCUGCAGACUGUGGCCAAGAACAAGGACCAGGGCACCUACGAGGACUAUGUCGAAGGCCUGCGGGUGUUCGACAAGGAGGGCAACGGCACCGUCAUGGGUGCGGAGAUCCGGCAUGUUCUUGUCACACUGGGUGAGAAGAUGACAGAGGAAGAAGUAGAGAUGCUGGUGGCAGGGCAUGAGGACAGCAAUGGUUGUAUCAACUACGAAGGUGAGGGACAAAUGGAGGCUCUCACAAACGCAGUGGCUAUCAGGGGCAGAUCAGGCACAGUGUUUGGGGCUUUCCUUGUCCCUGGGCUUGGGCUGCACAAAGUGCCAGGAGGCAAGGGGCAGGGCCUGGCCCAGCCCAGGAGUGGGAGGCCUGGGGGGUGUGGCAGGAAAGGAAGGGCUCCUGCGGCUUGAAGGGCGGGCAAGGGGUGGGGCGUGAAACCAAUGGGUGUCUUGUUCCCUCACCGCCUGAUCCCCUUCACCUCAUGUCUAUGUCUUGUCUUCACCAUUAAUGUCUCUUCCUUCCUGCAGCGUUUGUGAGGCAUAUCCUGUCGGGGUGACGGGCCCCGUGGGGCGGGUACGGCUCCUCCCAGCCCCCCCCUUCUCUAGUUGCCCUCCCCAGUGUUUUUCUUCCUAGCCUUUGCUCUCUGGCCCCUGCCCUUCCCCUACUACCAUCUGACUUCCUCCUGGCAUGUCUCUGCAUGGAGCUGACUGAGGAGGGGGGGGGUCUUCAAAGAGGAAGGCAGCCUGGGGGUGUGGUACCUCCUCCUCUCCUAGAAUGGGCUCUGAGGUUUUGCUUCUAGGGCGCUGGCGUCUGGGAACUCACACCAGCCUAUCCCCGUCUUGCUUCAGGGUGACCCUGUGGCCCGGGAGCAUGGGCGGUUGACAGAGGGGGGUGGGUUGCCCGCCCCAUGGUGCUGCUGCAGCCGGAGUCGCUUCCCCUUCCUUCUGCUGGGCAGCUUGGAGGUACCCUAACCCAAAAUUCUGUCUUUUCCUCCCGCCAAUGGCUGACAGUAGCUGUAGGUGUAGCUGAGAACUCUUCUGCUCUGCUGUGUUCUUGCUGCUCAGGGUCGGGUGGGGAACUAACAGCUGGUGGGAGGGGAGCUGGAGGCCGAGAGAACCGGUCAGACUCAAGGUAGCGCCUCUGCAAACUGACCCCAAGGUGGGUUGCUGUAGGCACGUUCCUCCUUAGGCUACCUUUGUGGUCUUGAGGUCUCCUGGCCCCUGGUGGACCCCUCCCCUUGGCCCUGCUCCCUGGUUCAGCCCCCUCUCCUUCCCACAGAGCUCGUCCGCAUGGUGCUGAAUGGCUGAGGACAUUCCCAGUGGGAGACUGUGUGUGUAGCCCUGAAGGCCUCCUAGACUCUCUUGUCACAGAACUUUUCCCAGCAUGUCUCCCUCAGAUGAUGUUUGCCAUCAGCAUUUACCAAAUAAACUUGUUCUCUGCCCUA
Molecule: messenger RNA, 1765 nt
Organism: Phacochoerus africanus (Common warthog)
Lineage: Eukaryota; Metazoa; Chordata; Mammalia; Artiodactyla; Suidae
Gene: MYL6
Product: myosin light chain 6
Exons: 5
Coding region: 114-731 (205 amino acids)
Cellular component (GO): myosin II complex
Molecular function (GO): calcium ion binding; structural constituent of muscle
Source: RefSeq, a predicted model, not a curated record